AUGACCCUGGUCAGCAGCAAGCGCUCCAGCAGCUUCAAGCGGGCCAUUGCGAACGGACAGCGAGCCCUGCCCCAGGAUGGCCUGCUGGACGAGCCGGGCCUGGGCGUCUACAAGCGGUUCGUUCGCUACGUGGCCUACGAGAUCCUGCCCUGCGAGGUGGACCGCCGCUGGUACUUCUACCGGCACCGCAGCUGCCCGCCCCCCGUGUUCAUGGCCUCGGUCACCCUUGCCCAGAUCAUCGUGUUCCUGUGCUACGGAGCGCGCCUCAACAAGUGGGUGCUGCAGACCUACCACCCCGAGUACAUGAGGAGCCCCCUGGUGUACCACCCUGGGCACCGCGCCCGGGCCUGGCGCUUCCUCACCUACAUGUUCAUGCACGUCGGGCUGGAGCAGCUGGGGUUCAAUGCCCUGCUGCAGCUGAUGAUCGGCGUGCCCUUGGAGAUGGUGCACGGCCUGCUUCGGAUCAGCCUGCUCUACCUGGCCGGCGUGCUGGCAGGCUCCCUGACGGUCUCCAUCACUGACAUGCGGGCCCCCGUGGUGGGGGGCUCCGGCGGGGUCUAUGCCCUGUGCUCGGCACACCUGGCCAACGUCGUCAUGAACUGGGCCGGGAUGCGGUGCCCCUACAAGCUGCUGAGGAUGGUGCUGGCCCUGGUGUGCACUACGAGGAGCGCCUGCGGGACCAGUGCGGCUGGUGGGUGGCGCUGCUGGCCUGGCGGGCUCCUGCUAUCUUUUGGUCAGAGCCAUCUGACUGGCUCCUGGCCCCCCCCCCCCCCCAGGGAGCUGGAAGAGUGUCAGCGGAACCAUGAAGGUGACGAGGAUGACAGCCAUGUCCGGGCCCAGCAGGCCUGCAUCGAGGCCAAGCACGACAAAUUCAUGGCAGACAUGGAUGAGCUCUUCUCUCAGGUGGACGAGAAGAGAAAGAAGCGAGACAUCCCUGAUUACCUGUGUGGCAAGAUCAGCUUUGAGCUGAUGCGGGAGCCUUGCAUCACACCAAGUGGUAUCACCUAUGACCGUAAAGACAUCGAGGAGCACCUGCAGCGUGUGGGCCACUUUGACCCUGUGACCCGGAGCCCUCUGACCCAGGAACAGCUCAUCCCCAACCUGGCCAUGAAGGAGGUCAUCGAUGCGUUCAUCUCUGAGAACGGCUGGGUGGAGGACUACUGAGACCCCCCUUUGCCCUGUUGUGCCUGGUACCCUGGUCCAGGAGGGCUCUGGGACAGAGGCCCCAGGCCCUGUACAGUCUGUGUCCCUGGGUCUGCCCGUCAGCUCUGCUGGUGGGCUCUGGACAGCGCCUCCUUGCAGUAGAACCUUGCUGGGCUUGAGCCUCCCGUCCCCCUUCUAGGCUGGAAACGCUGGUGAGGUGGAUUGGACUGAGGCUGCUGCUGCUGCCACUGUCCUGUAAUAAAAUCUGUAAGCACUACGUGGA
Messenger RNA from Dipodomys ordii (Ord's kangaroo rat), 1426 nucleotides. RefSeq names its product rhomboid, veinlet-like 1 (Drosophila) (gene Rhbdl1). NCBI's taxonomy places the organism in Eukaryota, Metazoa, Chordata, Mammalia, Rodentia, Heteromyidae. The transcript is spliced from 11 exons. Bases 1 to 1164 code for a protein of 387 amino acids. Gene Ontology annotation, biological process: protein ubiquitination. The record is from RefSeq and is a predicted model, not a curated record. Gene Ontology annotation, molecular function: serine-type endopeptidase activity; ubiquitin-protein transferase activity. Gene Ontology annotation, cellular component: membrane.